GGGCUGGGGCCUCUCCCAGAGCCCGCCUGCGGCCAUUUCGCCGUUCGUACCCCUCACGGCCUGCCCGGCCCUGGCCCCAACCCUGGCGCCGGGGGGACCGGCCUCGGCCCCGCCUGGUCCCCUCGGGGUUCCCCCGGGGCUUCGGCUCCCCCUCACCCAAGCAACGAGGCCGUGACUGCAGGUACUGAAACCACCGGGAACCCCCAGUGUGCCCUGGGAUGCUCCUCUUGAAAACAAUUCAUCAAGCCGUUUAAGCUGGUGUAUUAAUGACAAAAGUCCAAAAGUGAAUCAAGUUCAUGACAAAGUUUAGAAGAUAAUCCUGUGAAAUAGAAUGUUUGAAAAGAAGCAUUGAACCUAAGUUUAUAAAAAUGGAAGGAUACAAAGUACUGAAGGUAUUAGGAGAGGGAUCCUUUGGGAGAGCUCUCCUAGUUCAUCACAAAAUUACUGACCAGAAGUAUGCAAUGAAGGAAAUAAGACUUCCUAUGUCUUCAUCUGAUGUAGAGAACUCUAGGAAGGAAGCUAUUCUGUUGGCUAAAAUGAAGCACCCAAAUAUUGUUGCCUAUAAGGAAUCAUUUGAAGCUGAUGGACAUCUGUAUAUAGUGAUGGAAUAUUGUGAUGAUGGAGAUCUAAUGCAAAAGAUUAAGCACCAAAGAGGAAAGUUGUUCCCUGAAGACAUGAUCCUUCACUGGUUUGUGCAGAUGUGCCUGGGUGUGAAACACAUUCAUGAUAAACGUGUGUUGCACAGGGAUAUCAAAUCCAAGAACGUCUUUCUCACUCAAAACGGAAAAGUAAAACUGGGAGAUUUCGGAUCUGCGUGUCUUCUUGCACAUCCUGCGGCAUAUGCUUGCACGUACGUGGGAACUCCUUAUUACGUACCUCCAGAAAUAUGGGAGAGCAUGCCAUACAACAACAAAAGCGAUAUAUGGUCUCUGGGAUGCAUUCUGUACGAGCUGUGCACUCUUACACAUCCAUUUCAAGCAAAAAGCUGGAAACACCUCAUCCUAAAGAUCUGCAGAGGAUCCUACAAUCCACUACCAUGUCACUAUUCCUAUGAACUUCAAUAUCUAAUAAAACAGAUGUUUAAGAGAAAUCCCAAGGAUCGUCCAUCAGCCAGUACAAUUCUUGCAAGAAGUUGCUUGACCAAAUUUAUCAAAAACUGUUUGCCUCCUGAGGUGGCAGACGAAUUCAAGCAGACAUUAAAGGAAACCAGGAAACAUGAAGGCACGACACUGAGACCGCAAGGUAGUGUUGCGGCUGGUGGAAGCUCAAAUAAGAAAGAAAGUAAGCAAAGUAAAGAUGAAAGUAGCAAGCAUAGCAACUUGAAAAGUGAAAAUAUUUCUAAGGAUUUGAAUAAAUGCACAAAGGAGCAAAGGAAAACUGAUGCAGAGGCAGAAACUUCUGAAGUCCUCCCAGGUAUUACUGAUUUGUCACAUCCCCAUAGGAGAAAAUGGGAAAAGAGGUCAUUCAAUACCAUAGUGGAUGUCCUGGAAAAUGCUUCCUUGCUUUCUGCCAGUUUUACAUCUGAAGAGGUUAAAAAUGGCUCUGUUAUAAACUACAGUGAAAAUAAGCCACGUAAGCAGUGGAACAAGGAAACACCUCGGACCCUGCUGAACUUUCUCAGUAACACAGACGUCAGCUUAGCAUUUAAAACAUACACAAUUUAUAAAACAGCUUCUGUAAAUACAUUAAGAGGUCCACUUUCUGAUGAAACUGAAGCAUCUGAUGAAGUAGAUGGGGAACACGAAGCUAUUGUCAUAGAUUCUGAAAGACUUGAGCCUAGAUCUGAUGAAGAUGACACGGACUUUGAGGAAGAUGACCCAGAUUGGGUGUCGGAACUGGAAAUGGUACUCAAACACAAUGACUGAAAACUUACGUUUGGAAUUUUUUCUGCAAUAAUGAAAGUUAGGCUAACCAAUAUGUGUAAUCCAAAUUGUAUUUGUUGAUAAUAGUUGUAGUUACUAGUAAAAUGGUCUUG
Messenger RNA from Cygnus olor (mute swan), 1975 nucleotides. RefSeq names its product NIMA related kinase 3 (gene NEK3). The coding region runs from base 369 to 1865 and encodes 498 amino acids. Lineage: Eukaryota; Metazoa; Chordata; Aves; Anseriformes; Anatidae. Gene Ontology annotation, biological process: protein phosphorylation. The record is from RefSeq and is a predicted model, not a curated record. Gene Ontology annotation, molecular function: ATP binding; protein kinase activity. The transcript has 16 exons.